Messenger RNA from Protomyces lactucae-debilis, 1009 nucleotides. RefSeq lists its product as uncharacterized. The record is from RefSeq and is a predicted model, not a curated record. NCBI's taxonomy places the organism in Eukaryota, Fungi, Ascomycota, Taphrinomycetes, Taphrinales, Protomycetaceae. The transcript has a single exon. The coding region runs from base 52 to 963 and encodes 303 amino acids.
UAAACUUGAAAUCCAACAACGCGACAUCCAUAAGACACAUCACACAAAAACAUGGCAGAAACAAUGCGCUCCCUCUUCGCAAACGAUUCGUCCAUAGCCCGCGCACUAGACGGUGAUGAUGAGAAUGACGAUCUUCGCUCAGAAGACAGCGCAGGCUCAAGUGACCUGCGUGAACAACAUGACACCACCGCCUCCCUCACCAGUAGUAGUAGUUCAACCGCUGUUCAAGGCUCCAUCACCACACAAAUGCAAACAACAGGUCGACAUCCAACUGGAACGUAUAAUACAGGUCCUAAAGGUGUUCGUGCGGAUGCGAGCGCGUUUAAGCAAGCAGCGAGUGAUGCGCAUGCCGGUAAACAACUCUUGUAUAAUGCAAGUUUAGCGAAACGUGCCAUGACCACAACGACCUGGUCUGAAGAUCAACAGGAAGCGGAUUUACGAGAACGAUGGGUAGAGAUGCGUCUUAAGGAAUUGUCAAAGCAAAAGAGUGGAGGGAAUGGUGAUGUAAAUGAAGAAUCAACGUCUGCUGCAACAGCCAAUGUCAUGCGGCGUGUCGAUGCAGAUGGGUUUUUGAGUACCGUUGAGCGUGAACGACGCGUCUGUGUGGUCGUGACGGAUGAACAAGCAUCUGCAGAAACCCAAGAGAUGCUGGCCAUUAUGCGGAAUAUUGCAAAACGGCACGGCAAGCAAGCUGUACAACUCACAAAGACACCCACACAGCCAGUCACCUUUAUUCAACUUAGUGCGCAAGAAGCAGAACUGGAUGUCGUGGCAGUACCGGCCGUGCUUGGCUAUACGGAUGGUCAGCUGGAAGCAAACUUGAUGCGUGUUGCUGAGGAACGAGCACCAGGGACUCGCGUUUCAGAAGCGUCCAUGGAACAAGUCUUGCAAAAGUAUGGCAUCGUGGGUGUGCCUGCCCUGCGCGGACAGGCCCUCUCUGACGAGGAUGAGGAGGAUGACUGAAAUGGACAAUGAACAAUGACGAUCUUGCUAAUGAUUUGAUUGAGGC